Molecule: messenger RNA, 3828 nt
Organism: Lineus longissimus
Lineage: Eukaryota; Metazoa; Nemertea; Pilidiophora; Heteronemertea; Lineidae
Product: protein DD3-3-like
Exons: 14
Coding region: 103-2421 (772 amino acids)
Source: RefSeq, a predicted model, not a curated record
UUUUGAGUAGUACUCCGUCGGGAUUCCCUUCAGAGGAACUUGAGAUUUGGAUCUGCACGUCCUGUCACUUUUACGGGUUCAAAACAUAGAUUUAGGAGCAAAAUGAUCAAAUUCCUUCAUUUAGUACAUCUUUCUUUGAUCUCCUUAGCAUAUUGUGAUAUAUAUCUACAUAAUCCAAGAGGCAGCAAUAACCGUCUUGAUGAAGCCGGUCGGGAGAGAAAUAAUGGUAACCGAUUAUUUGAUUCACAGAACAACAACCGAGGUGGUUACAACGUAGGCAGUCUUUAUUAUUAUCAGGGAUCAAAAUUACCAAUUGAGUGGACAAACCAACAUUCCUGCCAGUCACCCAAUGCCCACUGUGAAUUUAUCCUGCAGUAUAUGUGCAGCGACCAACUCAGAGAUGGCGUCACUACUACAGCCAUUCCAAGCAAUCCCGCGCAGUGUAAGGACUAUGACUGUGACACCGACAGACGAUAUGGGAUGCAUGAAAACUAUGACUAUUACCUGAACUGUAGGUUAAGGCAGCGCAACAAGGGACUGUUCACUGCUGACCAGAUCAACCAGAAUCAGCGUAAUAGAGAUCGAGCGAUCAAUACUCGGCAGAAUCCUCAGGGUACUCGGCGAGGUUAUGAGUGUCCGGAGGAGCGAGAUUACUACCCUUACUGGCAUCCAACGCCAUGGAAGGACAUAGCUGUUUUGACCAAUGAUGCCACCAGAUGUCCUUACUAUGAGCAGGAGAGCCAAAACGUCAAGGGGAAGUGGUUUUGCGACAUUCCACAAGAAACGAUCCAUCUCAACCAAAAGAAGGGUCUCUUGAUCCCAAACAACAAGGAGGACUGUGAGAAAUUUAGCUGGCCUGCUAAAAGCGCCAAUGGUGUGAACGGAACAUGGAAGGAGGCACCAUCGCAUGGUUUACCCGCCCCGGAUUGUCGCGAGACGGAAUACACACGAGAUAAUCACCUAGGAAACGGCAUUGGUGGUUACCCGAUCUUGUACAACUGGACAGUACCUGAAACAAUGCUGGGUGAGAGAUGUGCUUUAAGAAUCAGAUAUAAUAUUUCCACGGCUGAUUACAACCCAUGGGAUGGAAAGACCAAUGCCUCACACAGCCAGAUAAAAAAUAACGAAGGAACCUUCGUUGACAUGACCGAGAAAUACAAGUUUACUUCAACUCAGGAAGCAGACGCCAGGGGCUAUAUCUUUGCGAAUAACCCCCAAGUGGAAGUGUUCAAGGAUUUAGGAUUCGACCUACAGCUUGCCAUUAAUACUGCCCAGUAUGGUCGGACAUUCCAGGAUAGGACCCAUCAUUUUGCUGUGCGUCCUCGCCCAGCAAGCCUGGCCACUGCAAACAUCAAGAAUCUGAAUGUGCGAGGCAAAAGAGGAAACAUCGUCCAGGUUUACCCGGCUGUGGAGUAUGACUUUGUUCCGAACACCCUAGAAAUCGCUGAAGGAGACUAUGUACAUUUCCAAUGGACUGGAUCCAACACCAACCCUAAUAACAAUGAUGGUCAAGGAAAAGCUGGGACUGACCGUUCGAAUGUUGUCCUCCAAGCACGACAGACAUAUGCCGAAGGAACGUUCAACCAUAGUAAUAAGUUUGGCCAUUGGGGGCGCUCGUACCCAGCACAUUUGAAAGAUGUGAAGUUCAUGGGCAUGUCGUCUGACGAGCUGCAAAAACUGGCCAUUCUUGAACCGAACCAGUUCAGAGGAGAGAUGUCAGAAUUGGACGAUGCCGGCACCUACUUUGACCUCGGCCCGAGGAAGAUCACAGGAAAGGGGACGUACCACUACAUGUGUACAAGAAACAACAACUUCUCCAAUCGGAGUCAGAAAGGCAAGGUCUUCUGCCAAGGUUUUGAGACACUUUAUGAGAGCAUUGGAUGGAAUGGAGGAUCUGUGAAAACUGAUGGUAUGCACUUGGAGGUUGCUCGAGGGACAUUUGAUACGUUGAAAAAGAUGAAGAUUGAGAAACUACCGGAGGGUGAGGUCAUGAGAAGGAUCGACACCUACAAACGGACCAUGCCGGUCGGUGAUGGCUUAGCUAGUGAUGCAUUCGUCAUUCACCCGCAGACAAAACUCACAGCAGGGGACAAGAAGUUCCAGGUUAAAAUGGCGAUAAAUCCACCGGCAUCAACAGACGUCAGCAUCUACCGAUCAGACAACGAUGUCUUCUCGACAUGGACGCGCGUCGACGCUCAGGUUUCUGGGAAGGAGGCAAACUUUGCUACCGAUAUGGGUGGUGUCUAUGUCGCCGUUUACAGUCAUCCGGUUGGAAUGAUUGUCGGCGUGACCUUAGCCUGUAUUGCUAUCUUAGUCAUUGUCGUUGGCUCAGUUGUCUAUUUCAGACGUCAUCCGGAUAAGUGGGGACAAUUGGUAGGGGGGAUAAGAAAUAUGAAGCGAUCAACUGCAGGGCGGAUUUAAUUGUCUAUUUUGGGGGUUUUAUGACACAAUUUGUAAAGAUGUCUGCAAAUAUUUCUCUCUUGCAUUGUCCUUGCACAACACUACCCAGAGGCACACAAGUGAUGUGCAUAGAAUGUCUGCAUACAAGUUUUGGGGCUAGUUUGGCAGUGAAAGAGUUAAAAGGGCUGUUCGUCUCAGUUUGAAGACAUCGAAAAGGUGCUCUUCUUUUUGCACUUAUUGUGUACGAAACAAUGAAUUCCUGUCAACCAUCAGAUAUUCACGCCUCCACAUAUUUUUGCAAUUUGCAAAGAUUUUCUUUAAAAAGUUUUCAAAUUUUUUGGUGGAUUUUGAAAUUCCUUUUGGUUUUCAAAACAGAAAAUAUUUUUUGUGGUUUUCAUUUUUGCAAAUCAAGGUUAAUUCCAGAAAUCCCCAAAUAAAAUGCCAGCAAGAAUUAGCCGGUUUAAAGUCUGUAAUAAUUUGAUAAAAUAAUUUUGCUUUGCACUCUUUUAUUAAUGAGAUAAACAGGUAUAUUAUCAUAUUAUAUUUUCAUAGAAAAUUUUGAUAAUGAUUUAUACAACAAUUAUUUGUUUUGCUAUAUAAAUAAAGGAGGAGGGUGUCCCAAAAAAAAUCACUCUAUCAAUCUGCUGAAAAAAAUAAACAUGAAAUUUGGGCCUUGGACAAAUUUAAUGAAGUAUGUGACUGUCUCAGUUUAUCACUCUGUGCAGUUGAUACACUGAGCAAUUAGCUUUUAACUGUGUCAUUAGAAAUGAUGAAAUUUGGCACAAGACCAAAUUCUCACUUCAGUGGAUUGGUGAGUGAGAAUCUUUUGGGACAUCAAGUGAGGUAUACAUAUAACAAACAUGCUACGUUGAAAAAAAGUGCAAUAUUUGCAAUGUUACAAAAUAUAUUUGAUAUGAAUGUUUCUAUUUCUAUUCAGCUUUUCAGAAAAUAUUUUUUAAUACUAUUGGUACUUAAUGUAAAUAAUUCUGUAGCCGUCAUAUUCAUGGGGGAUGAAAGUAUCAAUUUACCUUACAUUUGAAAAUUCGAAACAAUUCCAAGAGAAUCGACUCAAAUUUUAGUCCAGUUUCGCCAUUGGCAUUGAUUGGUGAUGUCAUUGCUGCAAAAACGUUUUCUUUUGAACUUGUUUCUCUAAUCUAGCUAAUUCGUAUGCAUAAUCAGUGCACUACGAGCAUUGUGUAUACCUGCAUUUCUAUUUUCCUGGACUACAGGUAAUUACGGACGGUGUACCCCUUUAAAUUUCUUAGUUCGUUCUGUAUCUAUUUCUGUAUAUAUGAAUAACUGCUGGUCAGUAAUACUGUGAUGUGAUAAUAAUAAAUUGUUAUCAAGUUCGUAACGAAUAAGAUGCGCUUUGAUUUCAUAUUUGUUUGUUUACCAUUUGUCAGGCAGUUCAGGUUUAUCAAAUCAAUC